Messenger RNA from Dibothriocephalus latus, 535 nucleotides. The record is from the annotation of a GenBank genome assembly. NCBI's taxonomy places the organism in Eukaryota, Metazoa, Platyhelminthes, Cestoda, Diphyllobothriidea, Diphyllobothriidae.
GUACAACUUCUACGCCUGCUACGAGGAGUUCUUGAAAAUGCGGAAAAUGUCGAAGCUCUUGACAGCAGAGGGUUCAACCCUUUUUGCGAACAUAACCAGCCUUGCCGGUGUUUCCGCGCAUGUAAAAACAGCCGAACCUGGUGUUCGCCCGGACUUCAUUUUGCGGCUUAAGAAAUUCACGCUGGAGUUGAAAGAUGAUCCUUUCGAGUGCAAACUGAGUGAUGAUUUUGUGGUACUCUUGGAUGAAUAUGUGGAACAGCAAAAACGCGUCACUUCCAUGCGAACGCAGCUUGAAAACGCUGCCAAAGAGGGUAUGCGUAUCUCUGAUGCCCAGACACGAACUUGCCUGGCACGUUUAGAAUUACAGAGAGCGGAUGAGUACAUUGCCCGCUUGCGCCGCUUCUACGCGGGCUACGAGAUGGCCGAUGAUCUAUUCACCUGGCGGAUGGACAACCUUUGUCUGCAGGCCAUCACUGAUCCCCUGCUGAUCGGAUCCGAGAAUGUUCUGCGACAUCUUCGAGACAUGGACAACGUC